UGACCUCAUCUAUCAGCCAGAAUACCACUGAGUCACCAAUGCUUAUAUAGAUCAAUUUUGUCCCCCUUCCUUCAUCUGUGUUUCGAAUUAAAUAUAGAUCCUUCCGAACCCCCAGCUGGUCAGUUGCCAGGUAGAACCCCAACGAGCAAGAGGAUAGCCACAGUGUCUUUUAACGCGACGACUACCUACAUUCGCUUCAUUUUAUCUAUUUUGCUGCUGCUUCUUUCGUUUCGCCAACGUUCCACUGUUUGGCUCCUUUCUUAAUACCGACAAGAUUAUCUUUCUAUUUGCUUUUUUCGGUUUUUCUCUCUCUUUUUCUUCUUUUUGAGCAUGGAGCAGGCUCCAACCUCGUUUUCUUCGCCCUGUCCCGUCGUGCGAUCGCCGCCGGAUAACCACAUCAUGUUGGAAGCUACUCCUGCGUAUUCAUCCCCCAUGUGUUCUACCUCGAGCUAUCCGAGCAACUCGCAGUCAACCACUGGCUUAGGGAUCUCCCAUUGCGACAUGAAGGGUCCUUCCAGCCAGUUACGGCUGCUUCCACCCGAGGCCUACCCAUCGCCGGUGACAGAGUGGUCGAAUCAGCUGGUGCCUCCCGAAUCCCUUCUCGAAACGACGCUGGACGUUAGCCAUUUUUCUCCUGGACCAUGCUAUGAGCCAUUUGGUGGCCACUCUGAUGUUUCUGUCUCACCCCUUAGCUACUACAGCCCACAAACCCUGCACGCACCCUCCAGCUACGGUUCUGCGUUUGACUUUGGAGGGGGCCCUGGCACCCUGAGUGCUCCAUCCUCUCGCUUUUGGCCGAAUACCCCUCAUUCCGAUGCUACUAGUUCCGAGAUUCAAGCCCUGGUGAAGGAAGAAUCUGACGAAUGUUGGGACCACCACCUUUUGACAAAAGCCAGUAGUCCUGCGGGGCUUGCUACGCUGCCACAAAUGUCCCAGGCGGUGGGCGACGAUAUUUUUCCCAAUCCUCAACGCCCCGAUAAUGAUAAUGGUACUUUGGUCGAGUUGAACCCAAAUGUGGGAUGUUAUGGGGAUAACAGCCGUAAAGCCACGGCGCAAAAUAUGCCUAUCGAGAUGGUUUUUAAAUUGACUAAGAGCGAUAGCGAAUUACCUGAUGAGCAGUGCAAGAUUUUAUCUGCAAGCGGCCUUCAGUGCACCAUCUGCGGUUCCCGGUUUACCCGACGUUCGAACUGUCGUGAACAUAUGAAGAGGCACGACCCAAACCUCAGGAAGUCAUACCACUGCGAGUUCUGUGAUCGGCCGUUUGGAAGGAGAACUGACCUUCGACGACAUGUAGAUAGUAUUCAUCAUGGAAUACGAAAAUUCGGCUGUGAGCACUGCGGCCAGCGGUUUAGUCGACAUGACACACUCUCGAGGCACAAGACAGACGGCUGCCACCGAAAACCUCGAAAUUUGGAUUUCUCCAGAGAGAUGGAAGCGAUUCAAACAUCUCAGUACCUCCCUGAUCCCCCGCUCAAAGAUUCUCCCGACAGAAACAAACGACGACAAUCCUUACAGAAGCAUUAGCUGUAUGCCUGGCACAGUGACCGAGAACAACAAGUUACAUAUUGAGCCAUUACUGCGUUGAUCGCAGAAUUGGCAGUUACGGUUCGACGCAUGACUUCCCACUUCAGCAAUGGAUAAUUAUGUAUAUUUGUCUCAAACAUAACGCACUCAAAGAUGUGGUGGCUAUCUGCUUUGACUUUAUGAUAUGAUUUUGCGAGUCGACAUUUUUGGGGAUCUAUUCGGACCUUAGAACCGUACAAUGGGCUUCCUGUUCCCUUUUGUUUUUAUUUCAACUUUUUCCCGAUCAAACACAGCAUUUGGGGGUUUAUAGAAACUAGCAUUACCGCAUGGCUGGUCCAUGCUCAGCAUGAGAAUUUGAAGGAUUUUGACUUCUUGAAAAAUUUAUUAAUUCAUUGUUUUCCUUCUCACUCCCUUU
Molecule: messenger RNA, 1939 nt
Organism: Aspergillus alliaceus
Lineage: Eukaryota; Fungi; Ascomycota; Eurotiomycetes; Eurotiales; Aspergillaceae
Product: putative C2H2 finger domain protein (Ezf)
Exons: 3
Coding region: 331-1524 (397 amino acids)
Cellular component (GO): nucleus
Source: RefSeq, a predicted model, not a curated record